Messenger RNA from Betta splendens (Siamese fighting fish), 4603 nucleotides. It is a transcript of the gene cfap61, whose product is annotated as cilia and flagella associated protein 61. The record is from RefSeq and is a predicted model, not a curated record. The coding region runs from base 102 to 3527 and encodes 1141 amino acids. NCBI's taxonomy places the organism in Eukaryota, Metazoa, Chordata, Actinopteri, Anabantiformes, Osphronemidae. The transcript has 25 exons.
CGGAGUUUUACUAUAGGUAACGUUGUGUUAAAUAUAGUUUAACUUGUACGUUCACCUACUCAAUAAUAAGUUAAUUUAUAAACAAAUGCGGGUUCGUGACGAUGAGGACCAUAGCCUCAGCCAGCGGGGAGCAGGAGACCGUGGCCGUGAGAAGGAGUGAAUCAGCGGAUGCUCAGGGCAUCGACAGCCUCAUCAGCCCCUCCACUCAGGCGGUGUUUGGAAGAGUCAAUGCAAUUCAUCUUCUAGAGAAAGCCAACCUGGCUGUCACCCUGGCUAAUGAAAGCAACCACGUCUUGGCCCACGCUUCCUUUUACGAUCACCCUGUUGGAGAUUUGGUGGAUCAGGCUCACUGGGAAUCCUACUUGAAGAAGCACUUCAGCACUCAAAAAUGCACACCUUUGAACACAUUGUUCCUCCACCUUUUUGUGGCACAGCUGAAUUUUGCCACAGCAUGUGUAAAGGAGAUAAUGAGGGCAGUUUUUAAUGCCAUUGCAGAGCUUGAGUACAUCUGUCUGGUCACCCCACACAUUGGUGAUUUAGAACCAGCGCUGAGUGAGACGUUUGAGCCUCUGCAGUGCCUGACUGACUCUAAUCCACCAUGCUUAGCACGGAUCUGCCACAGAUACGUCCAUUGUCCCAGGCUUCACGUCCGCCAAGCCAGAGUUGAAGAUCAUGACGACAUGAUGUGUAUAUCUGAAGAGCAGGGAAACUUACCAACAGUUGUGGACCAACCAUACUUCCUCGCACAGCUCAUUAAAGAUCAGAGCGAGAAAAAUCACAUUGCUGUUUGUGAGGUUGAUGGUGUGAUUGUUGGCUUUAUCAGUCUUUCUGCUGAUGUUGAUCUGAAAGAGCUGCACAAUAGUUUUGACUUCAGUGAAGUUAAUGAUUUGUACAAAGUGCAGCAUAUGGGACACAAUGAACCUGCUUCUCCUGCUGGAGCAAGAGACGAAAGUGAAAAACCAGGACAAGUCCAAACCUUUGCUUCACAGCAGCAGGAGGAGCCACGAUUAGAUGAAGCCGGAGAGAUUUCAAAGAAACCAAAAGUCUUUCGUUUUGAGUUCUUGGUUAUUAGGAAGGAUUAUGAAAUGAGAUCAGUGGACUUUAUUCCAUAUGUAAUUAAAUGCUUCCCUGACUUGGAUUUCUGCACCAUCACAGUUCCGACCCUACUCCCUGAGAUUCCACUGCUGCAGAGCCUCCUCAGGGUGCCGCCCCGUGCCACCAGUUUGUUGCUUCAAGAACUCUAUGUUUUCCACCCCAUUGGUUUCAUGCCACUAGAGGUGAGGGCAGCUCUGGCUGAAGACCAACCGGCUAUCUCUGACCUGGUGAAGGGUUUGACACUGAACACGUCCCUGUUACAGGACCUGGACCACUACUACGAGGCCCGCAGAGCUCUGAAUGGGACGCCUCUGCAGGCCUUUGUGGCCCAGGUGAACAGCCAGAUUGUCGGGAUCCUGGUCAUCAGAGAUGAGCAAGACAUUGAGUACAUCCGCGCCCACUACAACAUCGAGAACUUCAUCUAUUUUAGCCAUCACCCUCACGAGGAGCACGCUCAGAUUCGCCACUUUGUCCUCAAACCGUCCUUCCAGCACGUCACCAAACACUUGUUUAAAGAGGUCCUGCGGCUGGCUCACAGAUCCUGCCUCUACCACAGGAUCUACCCCCCCUACCACAAGCAGGAGAAUUCCUGCAUCCACCAUCUGGAUUUCAUCCUCAACUGCGCGGUCCCUGUUCGCCCCCGUCGCCAGAUCAUCUACCCGCUGGAGGAGCUUGGCAUCAACGCCCCGUGCAAGCAGAUCACAGAGGAGCAGGCACCGUUUGCUCUCAGCCUCCUCAGCAGAAAGUUGUCCAUGGAGCCAAAGGUCACAGUGAACGCCAGAGUAGUGGUGGUGGGGGCGUCAGACACCGCUUUGUCUUUCCUCGAGGUGCUUUGUUUCUGCCCUCACCUGAGGUUCAACAACCUGACCCUCAUCUCGGCGCACGGUUUCCGUGGCGACUACAACCACGAGGACACUGCAUUUCUGUCCACAAGUCACGCGUACAGCAGCAGAGACGUGGCUCAGCUCCCUCUGCAUUCCUGUGUCAGCGUGGUGACUGGGAAGAUGGUGGGCAUCAACAGGAAGUCCAAACACGUCCUGGUGUCUGGUUCCAGGAAGGUGCCCUAUGAUUACCUGGUCCUCUGCACAGGCCUGCAGUACCAGAUGCCAUGUCCCACUGGAGUGGAUCUGAGCCAGCCCGUCACUAACAGUCAGCUGCCGAGCCAGUCCGUUCAUGGCAGAUACACUGGGCCCAUCCCCUCCAACCUCUUCACCCUCAACGACCUCCACGACUGCGCGGCCGCUCGCCGCUGGCUGUGUGCCAACUUUGUGGAGCUGGAGGAUGAUGCUGUCGUCUACGGAAGCAGCAUGGACGUCUACACCACUGUGCAGGCCCUACUCGGCCUCGGUGUCCGGGGAUCUCGUAUUCAUCUAGUUCUUCCGCCUGCUGAACCCGGCGCCUCCUGCUUCAGUGACCCGGCUGUGGAGCAAGCGGUGCUGGCAGCCGUGGAGCAGGCGGGGGUCAAGGUCCACUGUAACUGCCUGCUGGCCCAGAUGAACGACGGCGAACACCCAGACCCUCUCUCACGGGUGUCCUUCACCACCGAGGCAGAGCCCCUCCGUCUGCACUGUGGAGUGUUCAUCAACCUCUCCAACAGGAGAGUGGACUAUGACGCCUUCAGGAGCAUCAGCGGCUCCUUCCUGGUCUUCGAUGGCAGACUUGUCAUAAAUUCUGCUUUCUGCACCAGUGAUUCUGCCAUUUACGGCGCCGGGCCCCUCACCAAGUUCUCCUGCAGUUACCGCUCAGAGGAGUGGUCGCACGCCAGCUUCAGCUCCAGGGAGGUAGGCCGAGAGCUGGCGGCCAUCUUGCUCCCUCUCUUCGACCCAACACUGGCGUCCUCGGACGAGCCUGCGCCUGAAGCGGAUCGUCUUGUUCCACAGUACAAAGAAGCCGUGGUCCGAGGAGGGAAGUUGCCUGGAGGAUAUCACUACCUCCACAUCAGCAGACCCUGUGCCACCAGCGGGACCGCUCCCCCUGUUAAAUAUUUGCAGGACAGAGGGCUCAUCACUGGACGAGCGGAGACAGGGAACUACUUCUGUUUGCAUCUGGACUGCAAUGAGCUGGUGGAGACUCUCACCUGCUGCUCUCUGAAGCCCCUCGCUGUCUCCAAUUACCUCAGUCUGUACGGGAAACACCAGCAGCUGCUGGGACAGCUGCUGAGCCGCUACCACCGGGGUCUGAUUCAUGACCUGUACAGUUUCUUCAGUCAGAGCUGGUGUUUGGCCAUUUACCACGACAGGUUCUCUGAUCUGCAGCUGGAGCUUCAGCAGCUCAGCGCAACCUGUCUGAAGGACAGGACGGGUGACAUGGACGACGUCCUCCCUGAUGCUGCCCUUCGAGCCACCCUGAGAAGCAGCGCUGUCAAUUAUCUGACCUUCAACCGGAACCUGCUGCCCAUGUUUGCCAGCGUGGAACCACCGCAGCACAAGUAGCUUCACCAGGUUCAGGCCGUGCUCCCCACAGUCACAGAAGCAGAGUUGAACCAGACGCGCAUCGUCACUGUAGGUUUCCUGGAGACGCUCACGUCUCCUGGUCUUUGUCAGAUCAUUUGCAGCCUGUUUUCAUCUGUCCUUUCUUCCGUUGCCUUUGUUGCUGUGUUGCUAUGUCACCACCUCCAGCUGUGCUUGUGUGCACAGUACAAAGAGAACAGAUCCAUCAAACCACACUGCUAGUGACCAGGAUCAGCCCUGGAAGUGGAAGUUACACCGAUUCCUGGAGAUCUGAAACCUCAGUGUCGGUCUCCAGGUGUUCGGCUCAUAGACACACAACUCAGUUUCCAAGACUUCUAACAAUUCCUUCAAUACAAAUAUGCGUUGCUUAAAAACAUACGAUGAUGAUGCUGAUGUUAUUGCCAAGUUCUGGAUGUAUUUUCUUGUUCUUCUACCAUAUUGUGAGGUCGCUGUCAGAUGCUGUUUUGUCCUGCUCGUUUCCAACACUUCACUCCUGUUGAAACAGGGUCAGUGGAAAGUUAGCGCGGGCGCCAUAACUGGCUAAAGGCUCCUUUUCACCUGCAAAGGCAGCGUCACGCAGCACGAGCCUGUGCUGCAGCGUGACCAAUCACUCAGCCCGUACAGCACAUGAAAGUGGCUGUGUGGCUUUUAGGAGGCGCGGGAGCAGGCGGAGGUGGAGGGUGUCACUUUACAGCUGUAUGCUAAUGAGCUGAGCUGAAGCCUGCGGGGAAAAUAACCGCACACACAACAACAUAUGUCCACACCUACAAACAACCCGCAGGCUCACAGGACACAAAGUACAGAUUAAGUUGCAUUCGUCCGCAAUUAUGCAGCAGUUAAUAUUUAAAUCUAGCUCCGUUCUGCUGUUUUAUGCAGCUCCUUGUUGUGGUUAAUGCUCUUACACACGACACAGACUGGAUUCUUACAAGGACGAGGUUUCUUUGUGUUCAGCUUCUGGUUUUCUGUGACUUUAUGGUUAUUGAUGAUUAAUAGUGGCUUCAGUGCUGGAAUAAAGUCUGCAGAAUUUGCAGCAGAAAAAGCAGCAGUUUGUUUGUUUC